AUGUUCCCUCUAGAUCUGACCACUGACAAUUUCCAAGAUUGUAUUCGCACAUCAAGCUGGGAAGUUUCAGAAUUCUUCACUGCAGCCAUGACUGCAGCACUAGACCCUGGUGAACAACACACCCAGUUUGUCGACUGGGCCAAGUCGAAUGGGGUUGAAAUAAAUGGAAUCGCUCCAGCACGCUUCAGCGGACGAGGAAUGGGUAUCGUAGCAGCAAAAGACAUCAAAAAAGGAGACAAGUUAGUGCACGUCUCCAACAAAUCACUCGUUCAUGUCGCCCUACCUUCCAUCCACGCCUUCAAGCUUCCGGAAAAUACCACUGUUCACGGAAAACUCGCAGCAUCCCUAUCCCUAUGGUAUAGUGGCCAGGAACCGCACUCCUACCACCUCUGGCAAGACGUCUGGCCCACGCAGCAAGAUUUCAAAUCCACCAUGCCAAUCCACUACCCGUCUUCCCUCCAGUCUCUCCUGCCACCCGCCUGCAAAACGCUCCUCGCCAAACAGCGUGCAAACCUAGAAAAAGACUGGGCCACCCAUUCCACCCAUCUACCUCCUUCCAUCACCAAGUCCCUCUACACGUACACCUGGCUGAUAGUAAAUACUCGAACUUUCUACUGGGAGUAUCCCGACCUGCCCAACGCACACCCCCGCUUACCUAAACGGCGCCCGAAAUUGACCGCAGACGACUGCUACUGCAUGUGUCCGCUCAUCGACUACUUCAACCACUCAGACAACGGGUGUCAUCCCCAACACGACAGCCAGGGCUACUCCGUAACCGCCGAUCGACCAUACUCUGCUGGCGAAGAGGUGUUUGUGACAUAUGGUCCCCACACAAACGACUUCCUCCUUGUGGAAUACGGAUUCAUCUUGGACCAAAACGUUCAUGACUCUUUGCCCUUGGAUCACGUCUUGGUCCCGUUGUUGGACAAGCAGCAAGUGGAUGCGCUGAAAGAAGAUGGGUUCUACGGCAACUACACGUUGUUUGGUGCAGGGAAAGAGGAGACGGUGUGUUACAGGACGCAGGCUGUCCUUAGGAUGUUGGUUCUGGAUUCGAGGAGGUAUUCGGCGUUUGUGUCUGGGGAUGAUGAUGGAGCGAGGGAUCAGGCGAGGUUGAAUAAGUAUCUGGCGGGUGUGUUGACCAAGUACUCGAGGGAGAUAGUGGAUACCUUGGAGGAAGUUGAGGGUCUGGAUUUGGGCGAAGAAAAUGAGCAUGAGCUUGCGGAAGGCCAGAAGGAGACCUUGAUGAAGAGAUGGAAACAAAUACGGAGUGUCGUGAACAAGGCCAUCGAAGCACUUACAAGGUAG
Molecule: messenger RNA, 1305 nt
Organism: Alternaria postmessia
Lineage: Eukaryota; Fungi; Ascomycota; Dothideomycetes; Pleosporales; Pleosporaceae
Exons: 2
Coding region: 1-1305 (434 amino acids)
Biological process (GO): peptidyl-lysine monomethylation
Molecular function (GO): protein binding; protein-lysine N-methyltransferase activity
Source: RefSeq, a predicted model, not a curated record